This is a messenger RNA of Leptinotarsa decemlineata (Colorado potato beetle), 363 nucleotides long. RefSeq lists its product as uncharacterized. NCBI's taxonomy places the organism in Eukaryota, Metazoa, Arthropoda, Insecta, Coleoptera, Chrysomelidae. The record is from RefSeq and is a predicted model, not a curated record.
UUUAAUUCGAAACGUUGGCAAGAAAACAAUUGUUUCUUUGAGAAAAAAUUUAUCCUGUUACCCAACCAAUCAUUCUUCAGAUAAACUAUUAAUGUGUAUUUUUACUGAUACAGGUAAAUCUGAGAAGGGCAAGGUGAAUAUCCAGCAAGACGUGGUGUUGGUGCAGGGAUUAGAGCUACCAGAGAAUAUCGUGGACUCCCUAACGGAAUUCCAUGUAGAACCCUCCCACAGCCUCCUUCCUGAAGAAGCUGUGAUGGUGACGAUUCCAAGACCUGGAGGUGGCAGAAUGGAGGUUGUUCGUUCAUCCACUCCCUCUUCUGAAAUGAGCAGCACCAGCAAAGAUGCGGAGAAGGGCUCGAAGAG